This is a messenger RNA of Calliphora vicina (urban bluebottle blowfly), 2646 nucleotides long. Its product is annotated as nuclear transcription factor Y subunit gamma-like. NCBI's taxonomy places the organism in Eukaryota, Metazoa, Arthropoda, Insecta, Diptera, Calliphoridae. Gene Ontology annotation, biological process: regulation of transcription by RNA polymerase II. Bases 249 to 1997 code for a protein of 582 amino acids. Gene Ontology annotation, cellular component: nucleus; CCAAT-binding factor complex. The transcript is spliced from 2 exons. The record is from RefSeq and is a predicted model, not a curated record. Gene Ontology annotation, molecular function: RNA polymerase II cis-regulatory region sequence-specific DNA binding; DNA-binding transcription activator activity, RNA polymerase II-specific; protein heterodimerization activity.
CAUAAAAAGUAAAGACAGUAAUAUAUGUAAUAUUAAACAUUGGAUGACAAAAUAAAAAGGAAAAAAUUAAAAGCAGGCGUGCUGUCAAUCAGCCAAUUGUGAACAGUAAAUUUUUUGCAAUUUAACAAUAAUACAAUAUAUGAAAUUAAUUCAUAAUGCAUAUUAAAUUAUUAUGUAUAUAUGUAUAGAAAAAAUUGUGUUUUGUAGUUUAGCUUUUUAUUAAUUUAUACAAUAAAGUUGGUUUCGGUAUGUCACAGUCUGCCUCAUAUGGAACAACUAAUAGUGCUAUAAAUCGUGGGGUAAAGCAACAACAGCAGCAGCAGCAACAUAUCACACAGUCACAACAGACAAGAGUACAAAACAUCGAUAUGUUGUCUUAUAAUAACGGCAACACCAAUAACAAUAAUAAUGGCAACAGCAACAUUACAGUCGUAGCAGAAACUGGCGGCAACACAUUUACCAUUGCCAAUAGUACUACAAUGGAUCAAACAACCUCCAUAACAAAUCAAAACACAAACACUGGAGCAAUACCCAAAGAAAAACCAGGAAAAAAUGCCAAACAACAGCAGCCACGCAAGCCACCGCCUACUAUAGACACCUUUUGGCCAACAGUACUGCAGGAGGUACAGAGCGCUGUUGUCGACUCUAAGCAUCAGUCCCUGCCGUUGGCUCGUAUUAAAAAGAUAAUGAAACUGGAUGAAAAUGCUAAAAUGAUAGCGGCUGAAGCACCAACACUUUUCGCCAAAGCCUGUGAAUUCUUCAUUCAAGAACUGACAAUGAGAGCCUGGAUACAUACCGAUGAAAGCAAACGACGUACACUGCAAAGAUCAGACAUUGCUCAAGCCAUAGCCAACUAUGACCAGUUUGAUUUUCUAAUUGAUAUUGUGCCAAGGGAAGAUAUUAAACCACCAAAUCAUAGAAGACAUCACAAUGAGAGUACGUCUUCUGCCAAUAAUACAGCAUCAACCACCAACUCACCAGCGCCCAGUAAUUCGUCAAUGACGACCACCGUUUCAAAUAUGGUGACUGGUGAAAUACUAAAUGUUUCAGGUCUGCCAGUGGAAAAUAUAUCAGGGGCAGCUGUUGCUACCUCUCUUCCGACAACGGCCACAAUUACAGGAAAUCUUAAUCAGACACAGCCACAAAUGUUAACGACCGCCUCGACGACAACAAAUCAUCCCACACCACAGUUACAAAUUAUACAACAAACUGCUCAUCCCCAACAACAUUUACAAUAUUUUAUCACACUUCCAGGACAACAAACUGGUCAAGCUCAAUUAGUACAUCAAUUACAACUACAGCAACAGCAACAACAACACAUAAACAAUGGCUUAGCUGCUGGUACACCUUUGACGGCGGCAAGUUUAAAUUUAGUAGCCCAACAACCUCAGCAACUAAUACUAACAGCAGCUAAUCCGAAUGCCGCACAGGCAGCAAAUGUGGUACAACAUCAACAACAAGCGGCUCUACUGCAAAAUAUAGCACAGCAUCAACAACAGCAGCAGCAAGCACAACAACAGCAGCAACAUCCGCAACAACAAGUACAACUGCUACAACAAGUGAUGUUAACACCAAGCGGCGAAUUAACCAACAUGCCGAUAGCAAUAAAUGCAAAUCAAUUGAAUUUGUUGCGGUUGCAAAUGCAACAUCAGCAGCAGCAACAACAACAGCAGCAGCAACAUCAUCAACAGCAAGUUAUAAUACCCACACAUUUAUUAACGGCUCAACAAAUAUUACAGCUGCAAGCUCAGGCACAAAAUCAGGCACAAGCCAAUAAUGCGGCUACAACAGCACAUAUUGUUCAUCACCAGCCUCAUAUAACACAACAGCAGCAGCAACACCAUCAGCAACAACAGCACCAUCCUCAAACUACCACUUCAACAAAUAAUAUUUACAUAAACUCCAAUACCGUAGCAGCAAAUCAGGCAACAUCCGCUGCUGCCUCAAUGGUUUCCACAGAUCGAAAUAUGGGCAGUACGUUUCGAAACAAUUGCUAGCCUCAGAAAAAUGUUCAAGGCAAUUGUUUCUUAACAAACGCCGAGGAACUGCUAAACUUAGUGUAAAUUAUAUUUAUUUCUACAUGUCGUCAUUUCGUUGUUUUAUCCCGACUUUAAGUUAAUCAUUUUAACACGAGUCCUUAAUUAUAACUAAAAUAUAUUUUAUUGUAAUUUUUGUUUAAAUAAUUUUAUAUAUUUCCUUAUAGGUAAUAUGUGUAUACAAUAAUAAUAUUUAUUAGAAUUAAGCCACAUUUUCAUUUUCAGUCUUACCACAAUAGAAAAUAAUAAGUAAAUAUUUCCCAAUAAGUAUUUUUACUGGAAUUCAAGUUGAAAGCAAGUGUAAUCCAAGGAAACUUAAAUUCAAGCCAUAUGUUUUUUGUUUGAAAAAUAUUUAAUUUGUUCAAGUUUAAAACAUAAUUAUAUUUGCCUUCAUGUCAAAUUCCAACAAAAUGUUAAAGUGCCUGAAUUAUUGGGGCUUUGGUGCUUUGGUGCUUAUUGGGUUUAUAAAGAAAAAUGAAUAAAAUUAAUUUGUAUAGAGAACUAAAGCUAAUAUGUAUGUAUAAUAUUCAUUCAAGAUAAUGAUCAUCAUGUACAUAUAAAAUUUAAGCAAAUAAAUUUUAAUUUGUUAAUAAAAUUAUAUAUACUCGUA